AUGCUUGAAAAUGAUGAUGAUGGAGUUCAGUGUGACUUGUGUGAUAAAUGGUUUUGUAUUGAUGAAAGGUGUUCUGGAAUGACCGAAUCAUUUCAUGACCAAAUGCAUGAUUUAGGACUUGUUGCAAAUUUCCUUUGGUAUUGUACAGGCUGUAGAGAAGCUAUUCCAAGCGUGAAGAAAGUACUCAGUGCUAUCACAAAGUUAACCGUCAAAAAUGAAAAAUUGGAGUCGCGAGUAAACGCAUUAGAGGAGAAAAUGGAAACUGUAAGUAACUUACAUUUAGAUUACCGCAUGGAUGAAGCAGUGAGAGAUUACCAUGAACGUGAUAAAAGGAAAGGUAAUUUGAUUGUAUAUAAUCUAUCUGAACCAGCUGGUGAAAAUACUCAGGAGAAACGUGAUGAUGAUAAAAUGAAAGUCCAAGAAAUGUGUGUUACAUUAAAUAUUGAAAAUGCUAAUGUUGAAAAUGUUGAGCGUUUAGGCCGGGAGCGUGAGAACCUAGAGGAAAAUCCUCGGCCAUUGAAGGUAUCAUUUACAAAUGAUAGGGCUAAGUUAAAUAUUUUAAAAAACAGUGCAAAACUCAAGGAAAAAAAUAACUUUGCAAAGGUGACUGUAACACCAGAUUAUACUUUCAGGCAAAGACAGAUGAAUAAAGAACUGAAACAAGAAGUAGCAAGAAGAAGAGUUAUGGACAGGUCGUUCACAUACAAGAAAAUGAAAGCUGAAUUAGCAAGUAAAGUAGCUUAUAAUUCUGGUCCUAGAUUUCAGGAACCUGAUGAUGUUGAAAUUUUGUCACCGUCUCAGCGGGAAAGUAGAAUUCCAAGAUUUAGCCAAAGAUUUGCAAACAGUAGAAUAGUAACGGCAAGUCCUAAGAAAAAUGAACAGCUAGGUAGCUCGCAGAUUCAAACAAGGGUGAUAGUGACACUGAAGAAUCUAGUUCUAGUCAAUCUGCUAAUACUAGUAGUACUGAUAUUUUAUAGUGAAAGUGACAGAGACUAUGUUGGUAGUGAUGUAAAUUCCGUAUCUAGUCAAUCAAGUGCAAGUAGUGAUCAGUCUAGUCAAAACACAAGUAUAAACUCUGUUGAAAGUUCAAUUUUAAUUGAAAAUCAGAAUGGCUUGAAAUGUCUUUACACAAAUGCAGACUCUAUAUCAAAUAAAUGGUCAGAACUUGAAGCAUUAGUAUACUUACAUCAACCGGAUAUUGUAGGAUUGACAGAAGCUUUUAAAAAGAAUCUAGAAAAUCCGAACCUUUCAAGUUAUGUUUUACAAGGAUAUCAUGUAUUCUGUAAUCCAAAAUUUCAAAAUGCUGCAAGUAGAGGAACUUUGUUGUUUGUGAGAGACUAUUUAGACGUAACUGAAUAUAAAAAACUGAAUGAAAAUUCUGCUAAAGAGGCUAUUUGGUGUGAAAUUAAAAUUAACAACUUAGAGAAGCUUCUCGUAGGAUUAGUGUAUAGAUCUCCUAACUCGAGUGCGGAAAAUAAUGUAGCUAUAAAUGAAAUGAUUAGUGCAUUGAAUAAUGAAACACAGUCGAGAGUAGUUGUUAUGGGUGACUUCAACUAUCGUGAUAUAGACUGGAAGCAUUGGAUUUCAAGUGCGCCAGAAAAUCAUGUAAGUCAUGAAUUUAUAGAAGCUGUACGUGGUAGUUACCUUCAUCAAAACAUAGAAUUUUAUACAAGAUACAGAAACGGUCAAAGACCAAGUACUUUAGAUCUUGUUUUCUCAUCAGAAGAACUUUUAGUGAACAAUAUUGAACACUUCAGUCCCCUGGGUAAAAGUGACCAUAUAGUGAUUACCUUUGGUAUUGACUGUAAUUCCAACAAUGAGGCAUACAUGAAAGAGUUUGACUUGUGUCUCCUGUAA
Molecule: messenger RNA, 1857 nt
Organism: Ruditapes philippinarum (Manila clam)
Lineage: Eukaryota; Metazoa; Mollusca; Bivalvia; Venerida; Veneridae
Exons: 2
Coding region: 1-1857 (618 amino acids)
Molecular function (GO): catalytic activity
Source: RefSeq, a predicted model, not a curated record